Ilyonectria robusta is the source of this 1035-nucleotide messenger RNA. RefSeq lists its product as uncharacterized. Lineage: Eukaryota; Fungi; Ascomycota; Sordariomycetes; Hypocreales; Nectriaceae. Gene Ontology annotation, molecular function: DNA-binding transcription activator activity, RNA polymerase II-specific. Gene Ontology annotation, biological process: regulation of transcription by RNA polymerase II. The record is from RefSeq and is a predicted model, not a curated record. The transcript is spliced from 2 exons. Bases 1 to 1035 code for a protein of 344 amino acids.
AUGCAAGACACUCCUGAGUCCAAUGCAACGACGAGACUCAGCCACGCUGAGGUCAUCAGCCCCCAAUCCUCCAUUGCUGGCAGCACUCCCGAAGCACCCCUGGCACGUCCGAGAGUCUAUCUCACCGCCUCUGAGAAUUCAGCUCUGUCCCGGAGAGAGUACUACUCUCCGGAGUAUAUGCACAGCUUGAAACUUCUUCACCACUACUCCACCACCGUGUAUACGACGCUCGUCCGUGAACCGGCAACUAUUGAGAUGUGGAAGCUGAGAGUUCCGCAAAUCGCUUGUGCCCAUGAGUUCUUUAUGCAUGGGUUACUUGCCGUUUCGGCCUUGCACUACGCUCAUAGUCACCCUGAGCAUCGCCAGGAAUUCGCCGUAAUCUCUUCCGCAUAUCAGAAUCUCGCCUUGCAGCAUUUCUCAUCCAACCUCCAAGACAUUAACGAAGAAAAUCGCGAUACGUUUUUUCUAUUAGCAUCGUUCAUUUUUAUCGCGUCUGUUUGUUCCAUUGCAAGCCCUUAUGGUCCGGAGAAGUCCGUGACUUCAAGAGACGUGGCUCAAUCCUUUUACCUACUACAAGGCGUCAGGCAUAUUCUAGAUUUCAAACCAAUAGAGCGGUGGAGAGAAGAGAGCAUCCUGGCGCCUUUGCUGCAGCCAUUUGGCUCUUCAGUGGCAAGAAAGUCCCUGAAUUUCCAACAACGAAUGGAGAAGGUCGCCGACCUAGCACGAAAGCUCCCAGUCGGUCUAAGCGUUAUCAAUGAACGUUCAGCGAGCCUAAUGGCUAUAGAAGCUCUUCGAAGUGCCCAUUAUGAAACCGCAGAUGAACACUCCGCGUUAAGUGCGCGGCGAAUUUGGAUUUGGCCAUUUACCUUGCCCCCAUUAUUUUUUGAAAUGCUUGAGAACGACCACCCUAUUGCGUUGAUUAUUCUCACACAUUUUGCUGCACUGGCCAAGCCUUUUGAGCACCAAGUCUGGAUCACUCGAGGUUGGAGUGCGAAUGUUCUUUCGUUGGCUGGGCGCGUAUUGGAUGAUCCGUAG